GGAGAUUCAGCUAGUAGGACUGUCUUCCCUUUCGGUCUUUCUCUGUUCUUCCUGUAUGGAGCCCUGUGAUGCUUGAAGAAGCAGCUGUCAGCCAUUAGUAGAGUGGCAAGGUGUCAAACUGGAAUCCCAUGCAAACAACCCUAUAAGACUCCUGUUUAAGCAACACAAGUUUGCAGUGAUUCAGGCCUUCUUCUGAAGAGACAGCCUCUUAAUGAGUGAUGAAGAAGAAUCACCAAAAAAUCCCUCUGCGGAAAUGGUCUUUGAAAAAAGAGCAGUCAGUCCCACUGGGAAACCGGAAUACGGUGAUCCAAGGACAUAUGACCCGGAUUUCAAGGGCCCUGUUGUCAGCAGGAGUUGUACAGAUGUUGUGUGCUGCAUGAUCUUCCUAGUGUUUAUUAUGGGCUACAUUCUUUUAGGACUUAUGGCCUGGACCAAUGGUGAUGCCAGGAGAGUAACGUAUCCUACGGACAGCCAGGGCCAUUUCUGUGGCCAGAAGGGCACCCCCAAUGAGAACAAGACUGUUUUGUUUUAUUUUAACCUGCUAAGAUGUGCCAGUCCCUCUGUGAUGAUAAACCUACAGUGCCCUACCACACAGAUCUGUGUCUCCAAGUGCCCCGAAACAUUUUUAACCUACGUCGAAAUGCAAAUUUUGUAUAAAAAGAACAGUAGUUACUGGGAAUACUACCGUCAAUUCUGCAAGUCCACUGCUAAGCCUGCAAAGUCUCUCCCCGAAGUCCUAAUGGAUGAUGACUGUCCCACCGCGGUUUUUCCAAGCAAACCUUUUCUCCAGAGAUGUUUCCCUGACUUCGUUAACAAAAAUGGCACUUUAACAGUAGGCAAUAGGAUACUCUUUGAAGAUGGAAGUGGAAGGAUGAGGAAUGUUUUGGAACUCAGGGAGGCCACCAAUGGUAUCAAUAAAAUCCUUGAUGCAAGAGAAAUCGCUUUAAAAGUGUUUGAAGACUAUGCAACAACUUGGUAUUGGAUUAUUGUUGGUCUGACUAUUGCCAUGAUCCUUAGUUGGACAUUUUUGAUACUCCUGAAGUUCAUAGCUGGAUGUCUCUUCUGGUUCUUCGUGUUGGGUGUACUUCAAGUUGUAGGAUACGGAAUAUUGUACUGUUUCCAGCAAUACACCAAACUUCAGGAACACCCAGAAUCUUCAUUAACUCUUUAUAACAUUGGGAUUGAGACUAAUAUAAGCAUGUACUUUCAAUUGAAACAGACAUGGUUUAUAUUAAUGAUAAUACUCUGCAUCCUUGAAGUGACUAUCAUCCUCCUGCUGAUCUUCCUCAGGAAACGAAUUCAUCUGGCCAUUGUCCUGCUGAAGGAAGGGAGCAAAGCCAUUGGAUACAUCCCUAGUACAUUAGUUUAUCCAGUUUUAACCUUCAUUUUGCUCUCCAUCUGUUUUUCCUACUGGAUUGUGACAGCACUUUUCUUGGCUACAUCAGGGGUACCUGUUUACAAAGUUUCAGCCCCAGAGGGGCAAUGUGUACAUGAAAAUGAAACCUGUGACCCAAGGAUUUUUAAUACAACUGAUGUUCCCAAAGCAUGCCCUGGGGCUCUCUGUAACUUCGCUUUCUAUGGUGGAAAAAGCCUGUACCAUCAAUAUAUAAGUACCUUGCAUUUGUACAAUCUAUUUGUCUUUCUCUGGCUCAUAAACUUUGUUCUUGCACUGGGUCAAUGUACCCUUGCUGGUGCCUUUGCUAGUUACUACUGGGCCAUGAAAAAACCCGACAACAUCCCAGCACUUCCGCUUUUUAAAGCAUUUGGACAAGCCGUACGAUAUCACACGGGAUCUCUGGCAUUUGGAUCAUUAAUUCUUGCAUUAAUUCAAAUGUUUAAAGUGAUCCUAGAAUACUUGGACAGACGUCUUAAAAGUGCCCAGAACAACAUCUCUAAAUUCCUAAAAUGCUGCCUGGGAUGCUGUUUCUGGUGUUUGGAAAAAAUGGUAAAGUUUUUAAACAAAAAUGCUUAUAUUAUGAUUGCAAUAUAUGGCAAAAACUUCUGCAGAUCAGCCAGGGAUGCUUUCAACCUUCUGAUGAGAAACAUUUUAAAAGUGGCAGUUACGGAUGAAGUUACACAUUUUGUAUUACUCCUGGGGAAAAUUCUAGUUUCUGCACUUAUAGGUGUCCUGGCCUUCUUACUCUUUACAGAAAAAAUGCCAGUGAUUUUGGGAGGACCAACAUCUUUAAAUUACUACUGGGUACCUUUGCUGACGGUCAUUUUGGGAUCUUACCUAGUUGCCCAUGGCUGCUUCAGUGUCUAUGCAACGUGUGUUGAAACAAUCUUCCUGUGCUUCUGUGAAGAUCUGGAAAGGAAUGAUGGAUCUGCAGAAAAACCCUACUUCAUAACCCCUAGCCUGCAUGAGAUUCUGGUCAAGAAGCAAUCAGUUCCUCAGAAGCAGAAAGAGUAGAAAAGCUCCAAACAGUGCCAUCCACUCUUAAGUUGAUGCUUUGUGAACUAGGUCAACUGUAAUUUGAAAAUGUUGCCUUGGAAUAAUGUGAAAUUUCUGAGCUACUUUGAAAACAAGCCAGCACUUGGUAUCAUCAAAGGUGUCAGGCACUCGAUGGCAGCAGGCCCCCGUGAAGUAGCACACUUCAUAGAUGGUGUCCCCAGCGGAAGAGUCCAGUGUUAAUGUCAAACAUUUUUUAAAACUUACAGCUGAAAGUGUUUUAUUAACUUUUGUAACUCAGCGUGUUGUUUCACAGCAGCACUUUGAUAGCCUUUUUUUUAAGAAGUGUAUAUUUGUAAAAGAUAUUCAGGCAACUUUUGAAAGCACUAUAAAUGUGUAAUCAACUAGCCAUAAAAAUAUUGAUUUAUAGUUAACCAGCAUAAGGUACUGCAUUUGUAAAUAUGGUGCUAUGGUUAUAUUUAUACUUUUCAAGCUGGUGAGCAACUCUCUAAACUGUGAUUAAAUGUGUAUUAAUAGUUCCUUAGGAAGUAUAUUUUAGUAAAUGAGUCAAGUCCAUAACAAACAUCUAGAUAUUAAUGCCAGACAGGUUCUACAGAGGACAGUACUGGGCAAAAGUUACUGUGGGACCUUCACAGUUCAUUUUCUUUUAGUGAAUUUAUAUUUAUAUUGAAGCUGAAUCUGAGUUCUAGAAUAUCAUUCUAGUAAUACGAGCUUCUGGCCACCAUGAAAAUAUCUUGAACAAAAGAAAAAAGUGCCACACAGCUCAUACCAUUGGUCUCUAACACAAAUUUCCCAUUUCCACCAUGUAGAAGAUCAGUAUGGAUUUGUUUCAAAAGAGUGAUUUCUCUUUUCAUGAACAUACCUGUAUUUCUAGAUUAAAGAGAUUGUGUGGCAUUUUCCAAAAAGAAGGUUUAAUUUUAGCUCAACUCUCAGUGAGGAAAGAGAAAAGUAAGACAUUUCAGAUUUUAUGCUAAGGGAAUAUAUGGUUGACCUCUAAUUAGGUACCUCAUCUGGUACCUUUACCAGGGAUGUACUUGAGGUUAGGAAAGCUCUCUCUCCAGGGCUUAAGAGGAAUGUUAUUGCUACAUUCCACGGCUGCUGGGCAGAGCAAUAAGCCAACUCAGGCAAGACAUGCCUAAUUCUUGCAUGGCCAGGCAAAGCAUGAAUCAGACGCUCGUAUACCUUGUCUAUUCACCCCAUGUGCAAAUGCAUAGAAUAUGGCUGACAGUGUAAAAAUGCACUGAAUCAGUUGCCAUCCCUUUGGCUUUUACAUUAAUCUUGUGUAUGACAGAGAGGAACAGGCUGAUCUAACAUGUUGAUCAGAAUAUGAUGCACACAUCAACAAGACAAUCAGAAAAGUAUUAUUGUGCUACAAAUUAAUACAAAUACUACUUUAUUUAAUUAUCCUGAAGCGUAUGGACUUAGCUUUAGAUGGAUUUUGUGGCAGCUUACUAGCAAGAAGCCAAUAAAUAGGGGAAAUUUUCAAAAUAAUGGUCCUUAAAAUGACCACCAACUCAUUUUUGACUCACCUUCUUAAGAUUAUUGGAGUAAAAGUGUCACUUGGCUUCACCCCUUGGCAAGCAGCCCUCCUCAUUCUUACUAGCCUUGAAGGAUAAUACAGGGAAGAGUGAUCACUCUUCUUUCUAGAUUUUUUCCUUAGUACUCAGUAAUAAAAGGGCCAGAACAAAAAUCUAGUAGAAUAGUGACUUCUACCAGUGAACUUGUUAUACACACAGGCGCCUGGGCCCACUGUGUUUCCAGAUUGGCAUUGUGUGGAAUGUUACUUCUCUAGUUGAUUCUGGCACACGUUAAAGUUGGAAAAAUCACUUGAAUAAAAUAUAAAUCAACAUGUGGGCAACUAGCUGCCUGUUUAACUGUUCUAUGGGCUGAUUCCCAGGUAGAAAAAUGCUGUUUGUUACUCCUUUGUAUAGUUGGAAUGCCUAGAUUUAAAAUGAGCAAUGUUUUGAGAAGAAACUUAGAAGCCAUUUUCUUAUAAAGCAAUUAAACUGAGAUCUGUGGAAAAAACUAUGGUAUUUCUCAACACUUGCUGCUGAGAGAUUUGAAAUACUGUAUAUUGACAUUUUUCAAAUAUUAUUUUUCAAGGCUGUACCAUCAAAGUUGUUGGUAGCAAAACAAAAGCAAUUUUGGACAAAUACAGUACGGUAAUUUAGAAAGUAAAUCGAGGGGAAAAAACGUAAAUAAAAGUUGUUCCUCAGUCGUGCGCCUGCAUGACAUGCAAUGUUGGCAGAAACUGUGUCCCAACACAGAAUGAGAUAAUAUUUCAUUGACAUAAUAACAAGGGCUGAUUGUUUUCUCUUACCUAUGUUUACAAUAACACUGAUGCCAAACUAUGCUGUUUCUAAAAAUGUGGUAUCGAGUUGCUGUAAAGCGAGCAUGCAGCAGAUGGCGAUGUUACUCCUCGUUCGGUUUUGCUUUGUCAGUUAUCGUGUGCCAUUCUUCCUCCUAGUGGACGAUUUAGAACGCAACGAAGGUUCUGCUGCAAGGCCCUUUUUCGUGAGUUCAUCUCUGAUGCAGAUCUUGUUGAACAAAGAUUCAUAAACUAAGAACAAGUGGAAGCGCAAAUGGCAUCUCACAGCGGUGUGUUACCUUUUCCUCCUCUGCUGUCUGUGCAGCGCUCGGCGUUUAGGGACACUGUACUUAAGACCUUGUUGGCUUGCAUUUGCAUGUUUUAUACCAAAGCUUAUACUGUAAAAUGUGAAGCCAUUGGAAGUUGCAAUGGAAUUGUUAAUAACAUGAAACAUUUUUAUACUAAGAUCUUUCGUUUUGUAAUUCAUUUUUAAAUAUAGUGGCUUGGGUGUUUUGAACAUGCUACUGAGUAUGUUAAUAUUCUUUUAAAUAUUAAAUUGAAAAAGGGUAUGUUAACGUAAAUCGAAAGCUCCUACUAUAUUUUUAAGAUUAUAGCUAACUGACUUCUGCAGGGAAAAUUGGUAAAGUGAAGUAAACAUUUUUAAAGCUUUGCCCACUCUUUCUUGACAGUAAACCAGUAAAAGCACCGCCCCACUCCAGUGCUUGCUGUCUUUUGGUCCGUAUAGUGUUUCCUCUUAGACAGUUGGACUUGCCAGUCAUCCAGCCUUGACUACUUCGUCCUCUGACAAAGUGCCUUACUGGCUGCUUACUAUUACCCAGCUUUUGUGGGCAAGUUUAUAAACAUUAUUGUAAAAAAAAUUAAAACCUACAGUGUUUAGUGAUUAAAACAAGUCUUGCAUGUGUUUUCCUCUUGCUCACUGAUUGGAAACCACUGGUCAUUUCACCAUCACUGUGUGGCAUAAGGAAGUUUCCCUUGUGCCUAGUGGACAUUCAUGAAUGUGUGCUACACCCAAGGAAAAAAAACACUUGAAAGAAAGGACACUUUUGGGUUUCUUUGUUUAGUUUUUAUUAAAAGAGAAAAUUUUAAAUGUCUUUUCUGUGGUCAAUCCUUAAAAAUCACAAUAGGUAUAAAACUGUAUCUCUCGGUGUUUUACACAUAGUUGAAAAAGAAAGUUCUAGGAAUUAGAAAGGGAAACUUUAGCUCACAGAUGUUAUGUGCUAAAUGGCUCCAUUAUAUAUGAUUGUUUCCAUCAAAGGCCAUUCUAUAUAUGUCUCUCAUUUUCUAACUUUUGAUACACAACAGCUUGUUUACAACAUGUUGAUUUUUUAUUGUACCAAUAUAAACAGGAAUACUUUCUCAUUUUAAAUAACUUUGCUAGUACUACUAACUUUAAAGAAAAUGAAUUCAGUUUGUUCCUCAGUGGUACAGAGUCCAUAAAAGCAUUCAUCCUAAGGAUAUGUCAACCACAGUGAUAGUUGAUGAAAGAUUUGAGAAUCAAUCAACAUUAAGUAACAUUGGUUUAUCUAUCAUCACAUUUGUUUAAAAGUAACUUUACAUACUCUUAGGCCAAAAAUAAAUUCACGAGGGCCUGACAGUAUGAGCUCUAUAAUCAGUGUGCUUCUGCUAUGCAGAAAUAUUAGGAACAUAUUGUCUAAAUACCUUUGAUAACUAAGAUGUUUCAUACUUAAAGAAAUUUGUUACUCAUUGUUUUAGAUACAUUUGUUUUUU
Molecule: messenger RNA, 6467 nt
Organism: Heterocephalus glaber (naked mole-rat)
Lineage: Eukaryota; Metazoa; Chordata; Mammalia; Rodentia; Bathyergidae
Gene: Slc44a5
Product: solute carrier family 44 member 5
Biological process (GO): transmembrane transport
Cellular component (GO): membrane
Molecular function (GO): transmembrane transporter activity
Source: RefSeq, a predicted model, not a curated record